UCGAUCUUGGCAGAUCAGCUGUGUUGUGGUUUGUGUGCUAAUCACGUAGUCGCCAAUAAGACUUCCUACAGGUGCCACAGGUGUCGGCGCUAGACAGGUGUGCAGGUGCACAGGUACCGACCCCCAGUUUAGUGCAAACUCCAAUAUGGUCGAUCGCCAGGACUUCAGCAGCUAAUUUGAGUUGUUAAUUGUUGACGGGGGGUUUGUACUGUGAAUGUGGGUAAUUGUAGCACUAUUGAGCGUUUGGCAUCAGUUAUAAAUAGCUGCCGACAUCGCGCGCCCCGCAGCGGGACCCAGCGCGUGCGCUCGGCGAGUUUGUUCACGGGAAGCUGCGCGUGCAUGCCGGAGCUGGCGAGUCCCUUGGCUUCAGUGAACAGGAGUGGGAGGGAUGCUGGUGUGGGAGAGGGUGCAUCCUGCUGGUCACUAACGUCUGCUGUUGGAGAGGAGUAUCGAGGGCCGGACCGUGUCCACCUGGCAAGACGUGCACUUCAGCCAGCCUCAGGAAAUGAGUCUGACUAGCAGCUGUGAAUCAUGUGAGCUCGUCCUGUGCCCUCCUCUCUGGUUGUCUGGAUGUCCUGUUACCGCCAGUCCCACACAGACAGAGAUGUGUGGACAGAGGUCUCCCUCCUACCCAGUCUCAUCAACUUGGGGUGGACUACCCGUCAGCCCUCGACUCUGAGUCUCUUACCACCUCUAGGUCCAUCUUUUCACAACGACCACUCACUGUGACCCUGUCCUGACCCUAGGAGACUAUCUCACGUGCCGGCGCCAUGAUCAACGAGCGCGCGUUGUUCUGGACCGUGCUGGUCGUCGACGUGUUGCUGUGCGUCUUCAUCAUCGUCAUCAACCUCACCCUCAUGCUUGUCAUCCUGUCGUGCCGGCAGACCCGCUCGCGCGUGCGCAAUGUGAUGCUCGUCAGCAUGUGUGCCGCGGACCUGGUGGUGGGCGCCUUCACACAGCCUCUCUACAUGAACACCUACAUCACCAGGUCCAUGUACCACUCGUGCGAGUUGCACGUGCUGGUGCAGCUAGUGGGUGACUACACACAGGACUUUGUCUGCUUCUGGACACUGGUGACGGUGGCUGCCGUGUACGUCUGGCGGCUGUUGGGGGACAGGUGGGGAUGGAGGGCCACUCUCCCCGGCCAGUAUGACGUGCUGCAACCCAGACCUCGCUCCGGCUUCGCCUGUCUGCCGCCUCACGUGCGAGUCUGUCACGUGACUAAAAAGGUGCUGACGGUGUGCUGGCCGUGGCUGGCGGCGCUGGCCGUACCGUUGCCGGUGGUGUUGCUGUCGGUGGACGAGACGACGCGGUCCAACUACUGGCGCGACACCUUCUGCCCGCUGCACAUCGUCUUCCCCGCCCGCAUCGCCGUGCUCAUCAUCGUCUUCUACCUGCCGGUGGGUGUCAUCGCCUUGCUGGCGGCGGGGGUGGGGCUGGUGUGCUACCUGGACAUGACCACCGCCCGCCAACACUCGCGCCCGCCGCGCUCACACAACGCGCUGUGCCGUGCUGCGGCUGCUGCUGCUGCUGCUUCCCCGCCGCAUGAAUCAGCAAGAGACGGAGGGAGGGCAAGUCGGGAGGGCUUUUCCGAGCUGACAGCAGAAGAAACGGGUGACCGAUCACGGGACGGGUUCAAAGCCAGCCUCCUGCCGUCGCCUCCCACCAGCUGGUCCCAUGGACGAGAUGAUGCGACGGAUGUCACCGUCGUUGCGGAUGGCGGGGAUGCGAUUGAUCAAGACAUCGUCACAGCCACACCCCCAACUACUAUCACCACCACUAAUGGCGACGGCUGUGUUGAGGUGGUUGCAGAUGCCGCCAUUUCGUCCUCCGCGCCGAGGUGUGAGGUGGGGGAGGAGGUGGAGCGCCCCAUGCACAUGUUGCUGCCGCUGGUGGUGACGCUGGUGUGCGAGCUGCCGCUGAUGAUCUGCUGGUGGUUCUACGAGAACAUGCGCAUGGACGUGGUCAUCCUGGUGGACGUGUCGCUGCACCGCCUGUACCUGCUGCGCGCCGCCCUCCUGCCGCUGUCGUGGUUCGUCCUGCCGGACCUGCGCCAGGCGCUGGCCGCUCUCAGGGACCGUUUGCUGGGAGGAUGCGUGGCGUGCGGUUGCCCGGAGACGGUGGGAGGCCCGCGAGCGGAGCGUGGAGACUUCACCGUGGCCUACACAACGCUCCAGGAGACAGGAGAACGCGCACCUUGCCCCCCAAGCACCUGGCGCAGCGUCGGACGGAAGACGGCCGCUGGGAGGUCAGCGGUCAGGGGUCACAGAUGUGUUCUGAGGCCCUUUCCUCCCAGGGUGGCCUGUGACGUCAGCAAACCAUGUUCAGCGUUGGGGUGGGUGGGGUGGGUGGGGAGAAGCCUCUAUACUCAUCGUCGUAUUGUGCAUCCCGCCAGUUGCUAUGGUGGCAGCACCGUACCACGAGGUCACACAAUUCAGUAGCACACACACACACACG
This is a messenger RNA of Pomacea canaliculata, 2457 nucleotides long. RefSeq lists its product as uncharacterized. Gene Ontology annotation, cellular component: membrane. Gene Ontology annotation, biological process: G protein-coupled receptor signaling pathway. Gene Ontology annotation, molecular function: G protein-coupled receptor activity. The coding region runs from base 771 to 2441 and encodes 556 amino acids. Lineage: Eukaryota; Metazoa; Mollusca; Gastropoda; Architaenioglossa; Ampullariidae. The record is from RefSeq and is a predicted model, not a curated record. The transcript has 5 exons.